Spirodela intermedia is the source of this 255-nucleotide messenger RNA. The record is from the annotation of a GenBank genome assembly. NCBI's taxonomy places the organism in Eukaryota, Viridiplantae, Streptophyta, Magnoliopsida, Alismatales, Araceae.
AUGGGGGGUAGCGCAGAGGAGAUGGUGGAGAUGGAGAGGAUCUUCAAGAGGUUCGACGCGAACGGGGACGGGAAGAUCUCGUCCAAGGAGCUGGAGGACGCUCUUGGCUCUCUCGGGACGGCCUCGCCGGAGGACGUGGCCCGCAUGAUGCGCGAGCUCGACACCGACCGCGAUGGCUUCAUCUCCUUCGACGAAUUCUCCGCCUUCUACCGCGCCAACCGGGCCCUCAUGAAGGACGUCGCCAAGGUCCUCUGA